Messenger RNA from Brenthis ino (lesser marbled fritillary), 1845 nucleotides. Lineage: Eukaryota; Metazoa; Arthropoda; Insecta; Lepidoptera; Nymphalidae. The record is from the annotation of a GenBank genome assembly.
AUGAAUUUUUCAGUUACUGUUAGUAAAAAUACGUAUUUUGCUUACAAAAGCACGAAAGAAAUUGAACAAAACAGAAAAAUUAAAGCUGAAAACUUUAAAUGGAAUUUCAAUCAUCCUAAAUCUCUUGUAGAAAUAUGUAUAGAGAAAUUAAGCAUUAACUGGACGGGAUCACCAAAGCUAGAAGAAUUUAUUGCUAAGGACAGGGAAUUCUUUUUGCAAAUUUUAAAAGCAGAUGUCCCACUGCAAAUAUUAGUGGAUAAUAUAAAAAACGAUAGCUUUUGGAAAAGAUACUAUUUUUCAAAAUGGACUGAAUAUCCUAUGCAAGAAAAUAUAAAACCAUGGAUAAAUAUUUUUAUGGAGCGUUAUUAUGCUGAUGUACUAGAAAAUAUGAACCCAAAGCAAUACGAUCCUGAAAAGGUAAAGAAUUUGGUAAAGCUUUGUGGUCCUUAUAUACAAUCUUUAUCAUUAAGAAGUUUAGUGCCAGCAGAUAUACCAGAACAACGAAAUAUUUCACCAGAUAUGGCAGGAUUAAUAUCUGGCCAAAGGGAAAACAUAAAUAAGCUGUUAACUAAAAACAGUGAUAUGUUGACUCGAGAUCAUAUAUCUUUACAUGCAGCAUUGGGUAGUUUAACAAAUUUAUCAGAAUUGCAUAUUACAUAUCAAUUAAAAUAUGUUGGGGUAAAUUAUUGUAGAAACCAAUUUCAAUUUACUAAUAAUGAUGCCAAAAAUUUAGCACAUGGACUACAAAAGUGUCUUCAGUUACGUAUACUACGAAUUACUCGAAGUGAUAUGAAUUGUCAAAAGGUAAAAUAUAUUCUUCGUGGAUUAUUGGAUAACCAAAUAAUUGAGGUAAUAGACUUCAGCCAUUGUAAAAUUGGUGAUGAUGGUGCGUCCUCUGUAGCAAAGUUUAUAUCGAAACGGGACAGGAUUCGAACUCUCAUUUUAGCAGAUAAUUUAUUUGGUCCUGUGGGAAUAGAAAACAUAUCGCAUGUGCUGAAUCAUACAAGUUGUGGAUUGCGAACUUUGGAUCUUAGACUUAAUAACAGACUAGGUUCGGAAGGAGUCGCUCAUUUAGCUGUUGCCAUUGCAAGAGGUUGUAAUUUAACAUCUUUAAAUAUUUCCGGCUGUGGAAUAAGAUCAGAACCCUUACAAAAGCCUCCAGCAGGAGUAUGGUCAGCUAUGAAUGCUGACAAUCCACCUACAUGUGGAGAUCUUUUAGCUAGAGCUAUAGGAUUAGUGAAGACUCCUUUGCGACAUCUUGACAUAAGUGUUAACGACAUUGGAACGCCUAGCGAUCUUACUCUAUCUAAUGCAAUUUGCCUUAGCUAUUUAGUAGACGUAAAUCUUAAAAGAUCAGGAAUGGGAUCAAUGGCUAUGGCAAUUGCGGAAUCAGCUGCUGCUGCUCAAAAAUUAAGAAGAGAAGCUGAAAAAGGUAUAAAAUUCAGAAGAAGUGCUGGCAGAGUUGUUCAAGCACGUAGAGUGGUAAAAGGAAUGAAUAUUGAUGCUGAUCCUUUAUUAUUCGCUCAACAAUUAUCUGCUCGUCCAUCUAUCGUAUCCGUCGCCUCAGAAGAAGGAACUUUUAAUAUUCAAGCACAACCUUUACCAGUAGAUUUUGGUUUCGUUCCUAGUCUUAAAAGCCCAUUACCAUCUUCACGCACUUCGUCUGUAACCGGACCACCAACAUCCAGAAGAUCAAGUCAUCAUGUUAUUUUAGAGCCAGUUCAGGAAAUUCUUCGAGCGACCUUGGUUCGCCGUAAAUCAGACGGCUCACUUAUGCAACCCCGUGUUGGUAAUUCUCAAAGACACAUUAAAAUAUAUGUAUCAAAUGACACUUCUGAUAAACAA